Molecule: messenger RNA, 378 nt
Organism: Fraxinus pennsylvanica
Lineage: Eukaryota; Viridiplantae; Streptophyta; Magnoliopsida; Lamiales; Oleaceae
Source: the annotation of a GenBank genome assembly
AUGGAAUUGUCAACAAUUGGAACGAUAUGGAGAAAAUUUGGCAUCAUACAUUCUACAGUGAACUUCGUGUGGCUCCAGAAGAACAUCCAAUUCUCUCUUUCCCUAUAUGCCAGUGGUCGUGCAACAGGAAUUGUUGUCAACUCUGGGGAAGGUGUAAGUCAUACGGUCCCUAUCUAUGAAGGUUAUGCCCUUUCACACGCCAUCAUGCGUCUAGAUCUGGCUGGUCGUGACCUCACAGAUAACCUCAUGAAGAUACUAACUGAGCGAGGCUGGAGUCCGAGUCCCCAAGUUCAUUCGCCGGCAAUUAUGAUUUCAGAUAGAGCAGUGAUCAGCGAUUUGCUUACUCCCGGUGAGCCUCAUUCCAUCAGUCGAUUUUAG